This is a messenger RNA of Necator americanus (New World hookworm), 474 nucleotides long. RefSeq lists its product as uncharacterized. NCBI's taxonomy places the organism in Eukaryota, Metazoa, Nematoda, Chromadorea, Rhabditida, Ancylostomatidae. The transcript is spliced from 5 exons. The record is from RefSeq and is a predicted model, not a curated record. Bases 1 to 474 code for a protein of 157 amino acids.
AUGAACGCGAGUGCAGCAUUAGGACCACUUGCGAGUGCUACCAGAUGUACUACACAGUGUUUCUAUCCUCUCAAACAAGUCCAGAGACUAUUAGAAAUAUUGGAGGCGAAUGGAAAAUUAGACAGUGUUCGCAGUCAAGAUAUUCUUCAUUACUUUUUUGUCGUAUACAGAACGGCGGUAGGACAUGAAUUCCUGUUUGAAUUUUGCACAGAACACUGGGAUUUGAUCUACAAAAGACUCAAAUCGUAUCUAACAAUCCUUGAGAGAGUGAUUUCCUUCUGCUUCGGAACAAUACAUACCCACAAGCAAAUAAACCAAGCAAAGGCUUUCCAAAAAUCUAUUGAAAACGCUAACAACGCCCAUGUCAUCAGCAAAGAGUUAGAGAGAGCAGAACACAGAAUAUUGUGGCUAGAAAAACAUUCGAAGAAUCUCGUCCAGUAUUUCAAAUCCAAGACAAAUCAAAGUGACAAGUAG